Arthroderma uncinatum is the source of this 8496-nucleotide messenger RNA. RefSeq names its product eIF-2-alpha kinase activator. The record is from RefSeq and is a predicted model, not a curated record. Gene Ontology annotation, cellular component: cytosolic large ribosomal subunit; cytosol; ribosome. Bases 1 to 8496 code for a protein of 2831 amino acids. Gene Ontology annotation, molecular function: structural constituent of ribosome; protein kinase regulator activity. The transcript is spliced from 12 exons. Gene Ontology annotation, biological process: regulation of translation; cellular response to amino acid starvation; translation. NCBI's taxonomy places the organism in Eukaryota, Fungi, Ascomycota, Eurotiomycetes, Onygenales, Arthrodermataceae.
AUGGACGAAGAACAGUGGGAUGAAGUGAGAAAAGGGAGCGUCGUCCCUUUAGAGCUGGUGCUUUACAAGCAAGUCCUGCUUCUGUUGUUCAAGACAUAUCCCGUCUAUAUUGACCGCGAAUCCCGCCAUGCUGCCCAACGCUGUGCGAAAGCCCUCUUCCCAGCCAUUCCGAGCGCAGACCUUCCGGCCUUUACCCAGCUCCUUCGAAAGGAAGCAUCGAACUCGGCUAUAGCGGCUGCGAAUGCAUUCGUAUUGGUGGAAUGGUGCGCUAUACUGUUAGAGCAUCUGAGCACACGACUCGAAGAUCUUUCGCCGUUGGUUCUGGAGACAGUGUCUGGCAUCGGCAAGGCCCUAGAAACGUGCCUGGGGACUUCGACAAAGCAGAGCCUGAGGCAUUCUGCUAUAAUAGUAACUCGACGGGCACUACGUGCUGUUUUCCCCACGGAGCCGCAUGGGAACAACCUGGUCCGGGAUGUAGUACUUUACCUGACGAAGGAGGCGUCAUCUGGCUUUAAAAAUGCCCCUAUACUUGGCGUCAUCUGUGGUGUUUGUGCCCGUCUGCCAAAUAGGAAGAAUGACUUGGAUGUGGUAAAGGGUGAUAUUUUCCAGUUUUACUCUAAGGAAAUUGUUGCUUCCAGAAACCCAAUUCCUCGACAUGUUUAUGAUGGAAUCCAGGACCUAUUCACAUCCUUUUCUACGAAGGAGGACCUCCAAAAAUACGUCUGGCCAGCCGUAGAAAAGGCAAUCCUCAGGAGCCCCGAAAUCCUGCUUGCUGGUGCACUCGCCUCUCUUAUUUCUGCAAUCCCUCGGAAUAUUGACCUUUCCAAGGUUUUCUCUUCAUCCAUUUGUAAGCCAUUGCUCGCAAACAUCAAAUCUACGAAUGGAGUCAUUCGAAAGGGUGCCGUUGAAGCGCUCGAAGCUUUCAUGCCCAGGUGUGGUGAUGAAAAAUGGGCCCUCAAGGUUAUAGACGAGGUGAUAACUCCAUUAAAAACACAGAAGAUCACAAAUGUCGAACAACGUGCCCUUCAGGCGCAAAUUUUAAAAGCCAUACCAUGCUCAUCCAAUGCAUCACAGUCUAUACUAACUGGCCUUUCCUCUGCGCUUCUUCGCGAGAGCAGUGAAAUUGCGCUAGAACCUGAGAUCAAAUCUUUCUGCCACCACCUCGCCUUUAUCGUGUCCUCUGGUGCUGAUAUUACCAAAGAGCAAUAUAGUACCAUCAUCAAGGGUUGCGAUGACAAGCGCAUUGGAUUCCGUAAGCUAUGGCUUGUGAACAUGGGCGAAUUGUUUUGGAAUUUUGACCACGCUACGCUGCUAUCAUCCCGGAGUUUUAGCAAAGAGUGCCUACAGCCAGUGAUAGCAAGAUUGCACAAGUCGUUCACAGAAAUUGCUGCCAACCCGCUUCCUUCAUUGCAAGGCGGAGCUAUCUCAAUAGCAAACGUCCUUACGGCUUUGUCAUUCCAAAAGUUCCAAAAUGAGGAUAGUUUACCCUUCACGACUGGUGAUGUGUUCGCUACGGCAAUAUCAGUUUCGCCCAAACCAUCAUUUUUGCUCAACCCAAAAAUUUAUACAAAGCUGUCGUCCAACGGGGAGUUUGAAUGGAAUGUCCGCGCCCUGUUCGGGGUGACCAUGCAACCAGAGUUCUCCGCUUCCAGCGCGCAGGUCAAGGAGGCCUGGGCUCACGCAUUCAUAUAUAUGAUCUGCUCUACGAGCUCACCUCCUAAAGUUCGACAACGCGCAAUAGAAUUGUUACGGCAGUGCUAUCUCAAGGAAACCGCAUUGAUAGGUACUACCAUCAUCAAUUCCAUGUGGAAGUGGCUCUAUCAUCUCGAUACUCUGGACAAGGAGUCCGCUGCAGUGCUCUCAGGGACGGGAAAAUCAAACCUUUGUCAUGUGGUGAGAGCAAUUACGCCUGCAGUAUCGGAGCUCGAAGGCCAUGGUCCUAUUAGCAAACAGGACCUUGAGUCACAAUCCAUUGAGCUUCUCGUCCUAUGUCGUCCUGAAUUGGUGCCAGGAACGAGCUGGAUUAAUAUAACCUUGAAAAUGGGGGUUGAUCCUGGGAAACUGGCCCUCGAAUAUCCUGAUCAGUGUCUAAACCAAGUUCUACUUGCAACUGAAGAUCCAAUCCGCAACCAGAUAGUUGAAGGUCGACAAGCGGCUUGGAAUGCAGCCGCCGAUCUCGGCUUUGUUGCUCCGGAAGUGAUGAUACCGAAGCUUGUAUCGCAGUUCUGUGAAGAUCUGAAACCUGAAAGAAUAUCCCAGUUCUCCGCCACAGACAUCGCUAUUGCUCGCCAUACAGAAGACACACCAUUUAUUGACGUGUUAGAUACCAAAGCCAAGAACUUACCCAACAAGAGUGCUAAAGAUUAUGACACCCUCAAGUGGGAGGAAGAACUGCGGGCAGAGGUUGCUAAGAAGCACGGCCAAAAACAGAAAAAGUUGACUGCGGAGGAACAGGCUAAGGUUAAAGCUCAGCUGGUGAAGGAGUCUGAGAUCCGGAGUCAGGUUAACUCUGCUGAAGUAAUGAUUAAGCGAGGAGCGGGUAUAAUCAAGAGCCUAGCUAACGGUCCUCCAACCGAUGCUGAAUCUUGGAUUAACCCCGCUUGCAGUUCUCUAUGUGAGCUUGCACAGCUUGGAGGGGGUGUUAUUGUUGGUGAUAGCAUAUCUUCAGCUUUUAUUUCCUGUGCUAAGAAGGCGUCAUCUCGACUCGGAGAGUUACGACCCUUUGUUGCCAUUGCCACGCUCAGAGCCGUGGGGAAGACCUUUUUGAUGGCUGAGCUCGAAACAGAGCACCUCGGAACUCUCAUCACCCGGAUCUUCUACCGACUUCGAAUACUUUCAGAACAGCGCCCCCUCGACAGUGUCUCCCUCGGUUAUAUUCUUCCUUUAGUUUUCAUAGUUUUGGAAAAUGACGGAAUUGAAGAAUCGAAGGAUGAUAGUGGGGAACAGGUUCUCCUUGCUCUGGAGUUCAUCUCAUUCCACGCGAACUCAUACUCUGACUCGCGACUACCUAGGUCUGAAACGUUACGUCUGCUCAUUAACGCUAUGCGGAGACACACAGAACAUUAUAAAUUAAUGCGCGAUGCGCUCUUAGACCUUUGUAGGGCCAUGUCAGCAAAUAUACAACCCAAAGAGCUUGAAACUUUACUUCAGGGUUCGAUUUCCCAUCAAAUACCAGUUCGGGCUGCCGUUCUUCAGAGUAUACUGUCUGAAAUAGAUUUGACGGACCUUGACUUUUCGGUAUACAUCUGGAUUGCAUAUCAUGACAGUGUGGCUGAGAAUGCCGAGAUUGCCAAAGAAAUUUGGGAAGAAAAUGCUUUAGAAGUUGAUGAAAAUUCCCCGGAUCUGAUUAUCAAACACCUAGGAACCGUCGACCUGCCACUAUGGACGGCCGCUGCUCAUGCCCUAGCCUAUGCUUGUGAGCUAUGCCCCUCUGUUUUCCCUAGUACGUUGCGGAAAUUGGAAUCUAUGUAUCGGGAAGAAGUCCAUACAAAGCCUGUACAGAAAGAUGCAUAUGGCAUGCCUAGGAAAGCCGAACAAGCCGAUCAAUGGGAAAUUCGGAGUGGGAUCGCAUUGUCCUUUGGCGCAAUGGCUAGCGGGUUCAAUGGGGAUGAUAUUGUGUCAUUCUUCCGGUUUUUGAUCGAUGAUGGUCCAUUGGUGGAUCGUAACGCAUCUGUCCGACGACAAAUGGCUGAGAGUGGAAGUGCUGUGAUUACAUUGCGUGGUCGCGAGAAGGUCGAAGAACUGAUGCAUAUUUUCGAAACGGCCUUGGAAACCUCUGAUAAGGAAACCGAACAGUCAGAUUGGCUUAACGAAGCGGUCAUCAUCCUUUAUGGGUCUCUUGCACAACACCUUGUUUCCGGAGAUAAACGCGUUCAAAAAGUCACUCGCAAACUUAUGGACGCUCUAUCGACCCCUUCUGAAACUGUACAACUUGCUGUUGCUGAGUGCCUUGUCCCACUGGUUCGACUAGAUGGGUCUGACGCCAGCCAUUUUGUGCAGGAAUUGCUUGAUCAACUUUUCCAGUCUAAGAAGUAUGCAGCUCGUCGUGGAGCAGCCUAUGGCCUAGCAGGUAUCGUCAGGGGUAAAGGAAUACUGGCACUUCGCGACUUUGGAAUUAUGUCUCGACUAACCGAGGCAACGGAAAACAAAAAAGAAGCAAACCAAAGACAAGGAGCAGUUCUAGCAUUUGAGCUUCUUGCAUUCGUCCUUGGCCGUGUAUUCGAGCCUUAUGUCAUACGGAUCGUCCCACAGUUACUGACAAGUUUUGGCGACCCAAGUAUUGAUGUUCGUGAUGCUUGUUUAGAUGCCGCAAAAGCAUGUUUCGCAAGCUUGAGUUCUUUCGGAGUUAAACAAAUUCUCCCAACUUUGUUGGAAGGUCUGGAUGAUUCUCAAUGGAGAAGUAAGAAGGGUGCCUGCGACUUGCUUGGGGCUAUGGCCUACCUUGAUCCUCAGCAACUUGCAUUCAAUCUUCCUGAUAUUAUACCUCCGCUUACGGAAGUUCUAAAUGACAGUCAUAAGGAGGUUCGAAACUCCGCCAACCGAAGUUUGCAACGGUUCGGAGAUGUCAUAAGCAACCCAGAAGUGAAGAGCUUAGUCUCAAUCCUACUCAAAGCUUUGAGUGACCCGACUAAAUAUACGGACGAAGCUUUAGAUGCGUUAAUUAAGAUUUCGUUCGUCCACUAUCUUGAUGCGCCAUCUUUGGCACUGGUGGUGCGAAUUCUUGAACGAGGCUUAGGCGAUCGAUCAACGACCAAGCGAAAGGCUGCCCAAAUUAUUGGCAGUCUAGCCCAUCUUACGGAGCGUAAGGACCUGACCUCUCAUUUGCCGAUUCUGGUUGCUGGACUUAAGACUGCUGUUGUUGACCCUGUGCCCACUACUCGUGCAACGGCCUCAAAGGCACUCGGUUCCCUCAUCGAAAAACUUGGAGAAGAUACUCUUCCAGACCUCAUUCCCAGUCUUAUGGCCACUCUCAAAUCAGAAGCUGGAGCUGGAGAUCGUAUGGGCUCUGCCCAAGCGCUUGCAGAGGUUCUUGCUGGUUUGGGAACUUCUCGUCUGGAGGAUACUCUGCCUUCGCUUCUACAAAAUGUUUCCAGUUCAAAGGCAACAGUCCGAGAAGGCUUCAUGACCCUGUUCAUUUUCCUUCCCGCUUGUUUUGGUAACAGUUUUGCCGCUUACUUGAGCCGAAUUAUUCCUCCUAUUCUUGUUGGUCUGGCCGAUGAGGUUGAAUCGAUAAGGGAAACGUCACUCCGGGCCGGUCGACUACUGGUGAAAAACUUUUCUACAAGAUCAAUUGAUCUACUUCUGCCCGAGCUUGAACGUGGUUUGGCGAAUGACAACUACCGCAUCCGUCUUUCCUCUGUGGAACUUAUUGGUGACCUUCUAUUCAACCUAACAGGAGCCAGCGCACAAGAUGGAGACGAAGAAAUGGAUUCAGCAAUCCAAGCUGGCCAGUCACUUCUCGAGGUACUCGGCGAAGAAAGGCGCAACAAGGUCCUCUCGUCGCUUUACAUCUGCCGUUGCGAUACUUCAGGCUUGGUCAGGAGUGCUGCUAUCAAUGUCUGGAAGGCUUUGGUGGCUACUCCACGCACAUUGAAAGAGCUGGUACCAACGCUGUCUCAAGUUAUCAUUCGACGCCUGGGAAGUUCAAAUAUGGAGCAGAAGGUCAUCGCUGGAAAUGCACUAGGAGAAUUGAUCAAGAAAGCUGGCGAGGGGGUCCUAUCCACCCUGUUGCCUGCGCUUGAAGAAGGGCUUCUCACUUCAACCGAUAUCGAUGGCAGGCAAGGUAUAUGUCUGGCGGUACGGGAGCUUGUGGUGUCUUCCUCUGACGAAUCACUUGAAACGUACGAAAAGCCACUUAUAUCUAUUGUCAGAACGGCCUUGGUCGAUACAAACAACCAGGUUCGCGAGGCUGCUGCUGAAGCUUUCGAUGCUCUCCAGCAGGCUUUGGGUAAGAGAAUCGUAGACAGAGUUUUGCCUGACCUUUUGCACUUGUUGCAUAAUGAGAAUGAUGCUGAGCAAGCUCUCUCUGCCCUUCUUACUCUAUUGACUGAGGCCACUAGGGCCAAUAUCAUAUUGCCGAACCUUAUUCCUACUCUAUUGACCCGGCCAAUUACUGGAUUCAAUGCUAAAGCUUUGGCAUCGCUCUCCGAGGUCGCAGGAGGUGGGAUGAACAGAAGGCUACCGACCAUCUUGAAUACUCUCAUGGAUGAAAUCAUCUCCACAGAGGACAAUGACCUCAAGUCGGAGAUAAGUGAGGCGUUUGACACCGUCCUUGACUCAGUGGAUGAGUUCGAUGGCCUAAACGUGGGUAUGAACGUGAUGCUCACAUUAAUGAAACAUGACGACCAUCGACGACGUGCAAGCGCAGCUGGGCACCUUGCUACGUUCUUCGUCAACACAGAGCUAGAUAUCUCUCGAUUCUACCCUGAGCUGAUACGCGUGCUCCUGAUCUCCUUUGACGAUCGUGAUAAGAACGUUGUCAAGGCAGCUUGGGAGGGCCUUAGCCAGCUAACCAAGAGCAUGAGGAAAGAAGAGAUGGAGGUCCUCGUCAACCCGACACGCCAGGUUCUACGACAGGUUGGAGUUCCAGGAUCGAACCUUGCUGGGUUCUGCCUACCCAAAGGAAUUGGCGCCAUUCUCCCUAUUUUCCUCCAGGGCUUACUGAACGGAAACAUCGAACAGCGCACGCAGUCCGCAUUGGCGAUUGGUGAUAUCAUUGACCGAACCAGCCCAGAAGCACUUAAAGCCUUUGUGACUCAAAUUACUGGUCCUCUGAUUCGUGUGGUCUCAGAAAGAUCCGUGGACAUUAAAUGUGCAAUCUUCCUUGCUCUUGACAAAUUGCUCGAAAAAAUCCCAUUAUUUGUCAAGCCAUUCUUGCCGCAACUUCAGCGAACAUUUGCAAGAGGCCUCGCAGACACAUCAAGUGAGAUCUUACGGACACGGGCUGCUAAAGGUUUAGGAAUCCUGAUUACAUUAACGCCACGAGUCGACCCCCUUGUCGCAGAACUUAUCACCGGCUCCAAGACCACCGAUUCCGGGGUCAAGAAUGCUAUGCUGCGUGCAUUGCAUGAUGUUGUCGAUAAAGCUGGUGCAAACAUGAGUGAUGCGUCAAGACAAGCCGUGCUUGGCCUUGUUGAUAGUGACUCGGCAGACGAUGCUGCAACGACCAUCACGAACGCCAAACUUGCCGGAGCACUCAUUAAAUCGCUUCCUACACCUACAGCUCUUCCACUCAUCAAAAACCGGAUACUCUCGACCCAAGUAACGCAUCAGUCUAUCCUUCGACUGAAUGCCAUCUUAGUCGAGGCUCCUACGCUGUUGAGUGAGAAUUUCCGAUCCGAAGUGCCUUCAGUAAUCUGCCACGCCAUUAAAAGCAACGAUGUUUUCAUAUCCGAUAACGCUGUCCUUGCAGCCGGUAAAUACCUUCUGUCAUCUCAGAUGGACCGGAAACCAGAGGACGAGAAAGACGUGUUCGAGGCUUUGGCGGCCAUAGUACAGCCUGGUAAGCCGACUGAUACCCGUCGUCUAGCGCUAGUCGUGAUACGUACGGUCAGCAGAGAGAACCAGGAGAUGAUUGCACCCCAUUUAUCUAUUAUGGUGCCACCAGUUUUCGGCGGUGUCCGUGAUAUGGUCAUCCCCGUCAAGCUUGCCGCGGAGGCAGCAUUCCUUGGCCUCUUUUCGGUCGUGGAAUGCGAAGGUACUGUGUUUGAAGAGUACAUGAAGGGUCCUGGAGCAGAGCUUCCACCGGGUCCUAAACGAAGCAUGCAGGACUACUUUAAGCGUGUAGCACUCCGACUAGGAGGCCAAGCGCGCGAGCGGAGAGAGGCAGAAGGAGGCCAGGGAGGUCUAGGUCUCUCCAGCGACGAGCUCGAAGAUGAGAAGGAGGUGUGGAGCGUCGGCAAGAUAGACCUGGGGGAGUCGGUCAACCUUCGCACUCAGAAGCGCCUGGCCGCCUCCGUGGUCGGCUGCGGUCAACGCAAGAUCUGGCUUGAUCCCAGCGAGGUCAACGAGAUCUCUACCGCCAACUCUCGCCAGACCAUCCGCAAACUUCUCAGCGAUGGACUCAUCAUCCACAAGCCCGUCACUAUGCACUCGCGCUCCCGUGCCCGCGAGCUCGCAGAGGCCCGACGAAAUGGCCGACACAGAGGUUUCGGUAAGAGGAAGGGUACCAAGGACGCCAGAAUGCCAAGCCAAGUUCUGUGGAUGCGCCGUCUACGAGUUCUCCGACGACUACUUGCCAAAUACCGUGCUGCCGGAAAGAUUGACAAGCACCUUUACCACGAGCUGUACCACUUGAGCAAGGGUAACACCUUCAAGCACAAGCGUGCCCUCGUUGAACACAUCCACAAGGCCAAGGCUGAGAAACAACGUGAACUUAACCUCAAGAACGAGAUGGAUGUCAAACGUGCUAAGACCAAGGCUGCCCGUGAGAGACGACAAGAGCGUAUUACCGCCAAGCGGAAUGCUCUUCUCGGUGAGGACGAGGAGGAGGCAUAA